AGGGUGUGACAUUGACAAUGUUUGUGACCUUGUUCAACCUCUGUUUAAUAAGCGUAGGAUAAAAAAAAAAUCCUCAUGCCCCAGUUGAUAACCCGGGAUAAACACAGUUUAUGCAGUGUAGGCCUAAUGGAUACCAUCAUUCCAAUUAAGCCUGUCAAAAUAAAAUUGCAAUAUUUAAUCAGUUUUCAACGAAUCUGUAGCAGCAAUUAUUGAGCAGUCCAGUCCGUUAUGCAGUCUAUCCCUAGAAGGAAGCGUCUGAACUGUUGCCUGGCAGAACACUGUAUUGAGAUUACCGCUUUUGGCAGUGUUGAAUGCCAAUUGCCAAAUCAACAAAAGGGGCUCCCAACAGGUGUCAAGGAAAACGACCAUGUAAGGUUAAUUAAAAAGGUGCAUUAUCACACGUACACUAUAUGAUUUUAAUGGAGAAUAUCGUAACAGUUCUUCAUAUUUAGGUUGAUAUUAUAGGGAGGAGUGUUCCUUAAGGCAGGUCCCUAAYCUAUCGAAGCAUUUGAGAACAACUAAAACAAAAUCAUAAUUCCCAUAAUUCCCAAACAGGCUGGUGGUGAAUCCAAAGCAAUGCAGGGUGCCCCACAGCGAAGUUCCCGACUCAUUAUGUAACUCCUGCUAUCAUAAAUACAGACCUUAACUGGAACUUCCACAGUUUAUGUCAAGGAAAAGGGCAGAGUCAGAUACACGGACGCAGCAAUCCAUCCUAUUGGCAGUCAGAACAUAAUAGGACUUGCAGGCAUCUCAUAACGACGCGAAAUGGACUUCGAUCUGCCACCCACUUUUCCAGCCAGCGGUAUAGCAUGGGAGAGGGUCCUGCCGCCUCUUCUUCCCGGGCUCAACGGGACAUUCGGGCUGUACUCAUUCACUCCGUCGGAGCUGCUCACCCCAGUGACGGAGCACACUGGCUCUGCACAGGUGUGUUGUGACCACAGUCGAUUCACAGUUCAGGUUGAUGUAAAACACUUCAACCCAGAGGAGUUGAUGGUCAAGGUGACAGGAGACUUUGUGGAGGUCCAAGGGAAACACAAAGAGAAAAAAGAUGGGUCGGGGCUGGUGACGCGACAGUUUAACCGGCGCUACAGGAUUCCAGAGGGAGUGGACUCCAUGGCUCUGGAGUCGGCUGUGUCGCCUGAAGGCAUCCUCAUCAUAUCUGCCCCUAUGCUGCAGGGGGAGAACUCCACACACCGGUCCCACUCAGAACCAUGAGCAUACACGCCCUAGGAACAAACACACACAAUCCAUAGGAACCAGUGUUGGGGAGUAGUAAACUACAUGUAGUUCAACUAGUAAUUUAACUACAUUUUGCAGUAGCUUGGUGGCAGUUCAAAUCUUGGUAGUAUUUAGUAGUUAGCUACAC
Salvelinus sp. IW2-2015 is the source of this 1366-nucleotide messenger RNA. RefSeq names its product heat shock protein, alpha-crystallin-related, b6 (gene hspb6). Gene Ontology annotation, cellular component: nucleus; cytoplasm. The record is from RefSeq and is a predicted model, not a curated record. NCBI's taxonomy places the organism in Eukaryota, Metazoa, Chordata, Actinopteri, Salmoniformes, Salmonidae. Gene Ontology annotation, biological process: response to heat; negative regulation of apoptotic process; protein refolding.